AUGACAUCGAAAACCGAUCGAUUCUUCGACCCAAAAGAUGGAACAUACGCCAAUGUUCCCAUCAUUCCAGUUCAUCGAGAGAUAUUUCGCGGAAAACGACCAUACAAUACCAAAGUUCUCAUUAGAAAUUGGUACGAAGAUCGAUCGAAGUUUAAAGAAUCACAUCAUCGUUCAAAAUCGUCCUCUGAAAUAGCAUAUCCCGCUCAUGUCGGCUCUGUACCCGAUACUGUUUUCCGCCGUCGAGUUCUGAUUUCAACCGAACAACGACCGGAUCGAUUGAUUCUUGAUCAUCACGACAUUGAUCAUCAAAAACAGUUGAUUAGCAGUUACGAUGAACAGUACAACAGACGAGGAGCUUAUGGUGAUCAUCAAGAUGCAUCGGAACGAAAAUGGGCCUUACAGGAUAAUCAUUGGUUGCCCGAACGUAGUGAUCAUCCAUUGCAAAGCACGCCGACAAGUUGGGGUUUAGUAGAUUUUAAACGUGCUCAAAGUCAAUUUCUUCGACGACAGCGUACAAUGCCUAAUCUAAGUGAAUAUACAAACAAUUAUGUGCCUCAUCGAACAGACGAAUAUGUCGUAGCAAAACGCAUUGGGAUUCCACGAAUCUAUUCAUCUGGAAUAAAUCGCACUGAUUGUCUGAAUAACAAUAUUAUUAAUCGACGCGAACCACCCGUUCAUGAUCCAACGGAUAUCGAUCACGUUUGUUCAAUCCGACGAAAUGCUCAUGUACCACGAGCAUAUUUUUACAAUUCUCCUACAACCAUUGAAAACUGGAAUCGACCGCGACGAACAAGUUCUUGUCGAUCUGAAGCCUACCUUCCACUACGCUCAACGAAUUUCUCGAUUGAACCCAUUCAAAGUCAAGAACAAAUUGUCUAA
Molecule: messenger RNA, 879 nt
Organism: Adineta ricciae
Lineage: Eukaryota; Metazoa; Rotifera; Eurotatoria; Adinetida; Adinetidae
Source: the annotation of a GenBank genome assembly